Messenger RNA from Pyricularia oryzae 70-15, 516 nucleotides. RefSeq lists its product as uncharacterized. The transcript is spliced from 2 exons. The record is from RefSeq and is a predicted model, not a curated record. The annotation marks the transcript as partial. NCBI's taxonomy places the organism in Eukaryota, Fungi, Ascomycota, Sordariomycetes, Magnaporthales, Pyriculariaceae.
ACUCUCUCCCGUACACAAAAUUUUCAGUAUGGGCGCACGGACCAUGCUGUUAACGUUUGCGCGGGACUUCCGCCUGUAGCCCUAACAGGCGCGCACACACGAAAAACUCUUCAACCUGUCGCCCUAAGCACCGUCACUACACGGAACGCCUUUCCUCGCAACACCCAUCACUGUGCCGGCGCGGCAGUCUCCAAAGGGUCCCGACAGCAAGACGUGGUCGGCCCAUUGCUGGAGACGGCUUUGGGUAACGGGAAGCAAGAAACGUGGGCACGGCCUUGGUUCGCACCCUUGGUACACCCCGUGGACGGUGGGCCGUGGUGGAAUAGUGUGACUGAGGCGCCCCAUGCUUCUCACUCGCACUGGGAAUCUGCGCCGGGUCUGGAGGACGGGAAGAACUCGAUUGCAUUCAUGUCCACAUUGUGGCGCUGGGCUAGCCCAGGAACCAACGGGGGACUAAGCUGUGGAUGGACAUGUACGGGGUGUCGCCGGCUUUUCGAAGCUUUCUACUCGCACUAG